AUGCAGCCCCAGGUUGAGCAGCAGCUGGCCUACCUGCUUCUGGUUGAGCUAUUAGCACAUCAAUUUGCUUCACCUGUUCAAUGGAUUGCCACACAAGAGCUAUUUCUCAAAGAUUAUAAUGUCGCUCGAUUCAUUGAGGUUGGGCCGGCAGAUGUCCUUACCGGCAUGCUCAAGAAAACCGUAGCCCGACACUUCAAUUCACAAGAUGCUGCACGACACAUGAAGCGACGGUUUCUUUCAUAUGCGCAGAAUGCACAAGAAAUCAAGUAUCGGUUGGAGGCAACGCCGGCGGACGCUGGUGGAAAGAAAUUCUCCAAAGCCUCUGCAUCUGCUACGAAAGCGAUCGCAGCUGCCCAAGCGGCUGUCAGUGUUCAAACAGCUUCAUCGGAAGUUCAAGUCGCUGCAGAGGCACCGGCGCAGGUCGCAAAUGUCGCACCCAUCCCGGAUACCCCAGUCGAGGCUAAGGAGAUCUUGGUCGCUAUCAUUGCCAGCAAGCUGCGCAAGAGCCAUGGCGAAUUGGCCACAGAACAGUCUAUCAAAGCUUUAGCCAGCGGUCGGUCAACGAUGGAGAAUGAGAUUGUGGGAGACCUUGACACCGAGUUCGGUUCCCUCCCCGAGAAGCCAGAAGAUAUGUCACUCGACCAACUGGCCAGCCAGUUGCAAUCUGCAGCGGCAUUCACGGGGCAGCUACGCAAGGUCUCGACCUCGCUUGUUUCUAAGGUCUUUGCACAGAAACUUCCCGCUGGCUUCUCCAGUGGUGAUGUUCGUGAUUAUUUGCAGUCUCGAUGGGGUCUGGGCGCUGGUCGUCAGGACGCAAUUUUCCUGAGAGCAAGCACAGCACAGACCUCAUCUAGGUUAGGCGACUCGAAGGAGGCACAGUCAUUCUUUGAUGAUAUUGUAAAGGAGUACGGUACUUACCACGGGCUAGACUUUUCAGCAUCUGCCCAAUCUGCAUCAGCUGCAGUCACGGUCUCCGCUCCAGUGGACAGUGCAGCUCUCAAUGCCGUUGUCAAAGAUCAGGACAAGCUCAAGAAGUCGUUGAUGGAAUUAUAUGCACGACUUCUUGGGAAGGACCUGAGGCAAGAUGCUCAAGAAGCCUUAAAAGCACAACUGGCAACAGCAGACCUACAAAACCAACUGGACGGCAUUGCAGCCGAAGUAGGAGAUUUCUUCCUCUCUGGUAUCCGUCCUCUCUGGGCUGCACCAAAGGUCCGACGCUUCCACUCCAGCUGGAACUGGGUCUUGCAAGAUGCCUUGGAUCUUUUUCACCGGAUCCUGCGUGGUGAAUUCUCCGAUGCCGAGUUCGCCAAGUAUAGUAACGCCAUUGCAAACCGAUCUAGUCCACGGUUAGUUCGGAUGAUGAAUUAUCUGAUCAACAGUCAAUCUAUGCUCUGGGGCCCGCGCCUUCCUGAGGCCAAAGCUGCUGUGAACCGCCUGUUGGAGCGAUGUGAGACCACACGUAUUCCUCGAUUCGAGCCGUUAGCCGCCAACCACGAUGCCUUUGUCAAGGGUCCCAACACCGAGAUUGAUGAAAAGGGCAACAUCAAGUACCGCGAAAUCCCUCGUGCGGAAUCACCUGUUAUUGCGCCCAUUUCGAUCGCGACCCGUGAUCAGUCGGCUUGGCACACCUGCCAGUCACUGACUGCACUGUAUCGCGACGAAGUUCAAUCAUCCUGGAGUGAGGGAGUCACAUUCGUCAACAAAUACGUAUUGAUGACAGGUGUGAGUAUGGGCUCCAUUAAUGCGGAGGUUCUGAAGGGUCUAUUGAGUGGUGGUGCCAAAGUGGUCGUCACUACCAGUAGCUAUUCAUCUUCCACCACUCGCUUCUACCAGAAUCUCUACGUCGAGUAUGGUGCUAGGGGAUCUGAGCUUAUCAUCGCUCCUUUCAACCAGGGUAGUCAGCAGGAUCUUGAGGGUCUUGUGGAACACAUUUUCUCAGAUACUGGACUAGGCUGGGAUCUGGACCAUGUGAUUCCAUUUGCCGCUAUCUCCGAGUCCGGACGAGAGAUCGACAAUAUUGAUUCGCGCUCAGAACUCGCCCAUCGAAUCAUGUUGACCAACACAUUGCGACUGCUGGGUGCUAUCAAGAGGCAAAAGCAAACCCGCGGGUAUCGCACGCGACCCACUCAAGUUAUCCUGCCACUAUCUCCUAAUCACGGCGCAUUUGGAAAUGAUGGCUUGUACGGUGAGUCUAAGCUUGCGCUCGAAUCAUUAUUUGAGAAGUGGCACUCCGAGAGCUGGUCCGCGUAUCUGUCCAUUUGCGGUGCAGUAAUCGGAUGGACUCGCGGUACUGGACUCAUGGCUGAUAACAACAUCGUGGCCGCCGGUAUCGAAAAACAGGGUGUACAAACUUUCUCUACCGCAGAAAUGGCAGCGUAUAUCCUUGUUCUCCUGACCCGUAAGUUGGCUAGUCAAUGCAACAUUCAGCCACUGUAUGCCGAUCUUACCGGAGGUCUGAACGCUAUCCCCAAUCUCCGAGCCACACUCGAUCAGGUUCGCCGGGACAUUUUCGACGAAAGUACUAUACGCGCUAAUUUGGCCCGUGAGAAGGAGGCUGAAGAGAAGCUCACGAUUCUUGGCCCACAAGCCAAAGAAGAAAAGUCGCCUCGGCCUCGUCUGGCAAACAUUCCUUUCACAUUCCCCGACAUCCCUGACGAGGAGGCUGAGAUCAAGCCCCUCAGGGAGCAACUGCUUGGUAUGGCGAAUCUCGAUCGGGUUGUCGUUGUGACUGGCUUCUCCGAGGUAGGUCCUUUUGGCAAUUCUCGUACCCGAUGGCAGAUGGAGGCUACCGGGCGCCUCUCACUGGAAGGCUGCAUCGAGAUGGCUUGGAUGAUGGGCCUGAUUACACACUUCAACGGUCAACUAGAAGGUCAAAACUACACCGGAUGGGUCGACGCAAAUACCCAAAAACCUGUUCAGGAUCUUGACAUCAAAGCUCGCUAUGAAGAGCAUAUUCUAGCUCAUACAGGAAUCCGACUGGUCGAGCCUAGUCUUGAUACCAACACGCCAGGGAAACGCCAAAUACUGCAAGAAAUCGUCCUCGAGCAGGAUCUACCGCCUUUUGAGGUUUCCCCUGAGGUCGCGCGACAACUCAUCAAUGAGCACGGGGAGAAACAUGUUGAUUCCCUUCCGCUGGGAGACCGGUGCGUGGUCAACUUGAAGAAGGGUGCCACAUUGAUGAUCCCCAAAGCAUUGCAAUGGGACCAUGCAGUGGGAGGGCAAGUUCCGACCGGCUGGGAUGCACGUAUAUAUGGUAUUCCAGACGAUAUUGUCACUCAAGUUGACCGCGGCACUCUCUAUACCUUGGUUGGCACAAUCGAAGCAUUGAUCGCAUCGGGAAUCACCGACCCUUAUGAACUGUAUCAAUACAUCCAUGUCUCCGAAUUUGGAAAUUGCAUUGGCUCCGGUUUUGGAGGUGCGCAAUCACUGAAGAAAAUCUUCAAAGAUCGAUACAUGGACAAGGAUGUGCAGAAGGAUGUCCUCCAGGAGACCUUCAUCAACACAACUGCGGCCUGGGUUAACAUGUUGUUAAUAUCUUCAUCCGGACCUAUUCGAACUGCAGUAGGUGCGUGUGCUACCUCGGUCGAAUCACUGGAGACCGGAUUUGAGACAAUCGCUACCGGUCGAGCCAAGAUUUGUCUGGUCGGAGGUUAUGACGAUAUGAACCAAGAUGUGGCGGAAGAGUUUGCGAAUAUGAAAGCAACUACGGAUGCAGCCGCCGAGGCUAAGAAGGGUCGACUUCCCCAGGAGAUGUCACGACCAUCAGCCGAGAGCAGGAGCGGGUUCGUCGAGUCACAAGGUUGUGGAAUCCAGGUGAUUUGUUCUGCAAAACUCGCACUUGAACUUGGCUUGCCUAUUCAGGGUAUCAUUGCUUGGGUGGGUACUGCUAGUGACAAGAUCGGUCGCUCAGUGCCCGCUCCUGGACAAGGUAUCUUGACAAAUGCCCGUGAGCAGCACACCAGUCGAUUCCCGUCGCCGCUGCUAGAUGUGCGAUACCGCAAGCGCCGUCUGGCAACACGCUUUGCCCAGAUUCAGGAGUCUGUUGACAUCGAAGUGGAAAGUAUGGGAAUGAUGAUGGCCAACGAGAAUGGCACGAUUCCCGAAACCCACCAGGAGGAGUAUGACCAUCACCUGAAAUUUGUCGAGCAGGAGGCCGAGCGCCAACGCAAGGAAGCUCUGAAUACAUUCGGCAAUGACUUUUGGAAAGACCAGGAUUCUAUCUCGCCUCUUCGAGGUUCCCUGGCAGUCUUUGGUCUCAGUAUUGAUGACCUUGACUUUGUCACUCUGCAUGGUACUAGCACAGUGAUGAACGAUAAGAAUGAACCAUCUGUUCUAGAAGCUCAGAUGAAACAUCUCGGUCGCACACCGGGCAAUCCACUAUUCGCCAUCUCACAGAAAUAUCUUACGGGACACCCCAAGGGUGCCGCCGGAGCAUGGAUGCUGAAUGGUGGUCUGCAAGUACUCAACACUGGCCUCAUCCCCGGCAACCGCAAUCUCGACAGUGUGGAUGGCAACUUGGAGAAGAACGAAUAUAUCGUCUACCCCAACCACAGCAUCCAGACUUGUGGCCUGAAAGCUUUCUCCCUCACCUCUUUCGGCUUCGGACAGAAAGGUGCACAGGCUAUCGUUGUUCAUCCACGAUACCUGUAUGCCAUGCUGGAAGAAGCCGAGUUCAAUGAGUACCGUAAGAAACGGCAGAUUCGCCACCGCAAGGCUUUCCGUUUCUUCCACCAUGGUCUGGUCACGAAUACUAUGUUUGUGCCAAAGACUGAGGCGCCUUACCGAGCGGCGCAGCAGAACUCAGUGCUACUGGAUCCUACAGCCCGAGCUACCGCAAGUUCUGGAUCGGUUCUGCACGUGUACUCGGAUCUUAAGACUCCCAAAUCCAUUCUCUUGGGAGAUCUCGAGAACUUCCAAGGCUAUGGGGUGCAGGCUUGUGAGACCAAGUUUGGCGUUGACCAUUCCAAUACGCUGAAAAUCAUGGAACACCUUGCUUCAACGUACCAGGGCCAGGGUCGAUUAGAAGAGGCAGAGCAGUUGCUUAUGCGGAUUAAAGAUAUUGAAGAGGCAAAGCUCGAUGAUAUCAGAUCGGACACAAGUGAUACCUCCAGUGGAGGCUCAAAUGAGACGCGUCAGUUCGAGGUAUGUGGAACUCGAACGCAAAAAUUGAUGAUCCCACCAUCCCCUCCCCCCUCAAGUUCUCAUAACUGGACUACGCUUUAUCUUGUCUCUCUUCCUCUGCCGACCAAUGUUUCCGCCCUGCAAUUCGAUGUCAUCAGCCAUGAUCAAGGAUCCUGUGAUCGCCCACAAGACGGAAUAUGGUCCUGGUUUGAGGCAUCUAUCUUGAAACCUUUGAAGGAGAGCGUAAAGCCCGAGUUCAGUAGCUCUGAUGAUGAUCCUAUUUAUAUCACAUCAUACCCUAAGAACUUGCAAGGGAUCCUCCAAGAGCACGGGCUUCAUUUCUAA
Molecule: messenger RNA, 5466 nt
Organism: Penicillium malachiteum
Lineage: Eukaryota; Fungi; Ascomycota; Eurotiomycetes; Eurotiales; Aspergillaceae
Product: Acyl transferase/acyl hydrolase/lysophospholipase
Exons: 7
Coding region: 1-5466 (1821 amino acids)
Biological process (GO): long-chain fatty acid biosynthetic process
Cellular component (GO): fatty acid synthase complex
Molecular function (GO): protein binding; 3-oxoacyl-[acyl-carrier-protein] synthase activity; 3-oxoacyl-[acyl-carrier-protein] reductase (NADPH) activity
Source: RefSeq, a predicted model, not a curated record